Molecule: messenger RNA, 2063 nt
Organism: Anopheles moucheti
Lineage: Eukaryota; Metazoa; Arthropoda; Insecta; Diptera; Culicidae
Gene: bs
Product: serum response factor homolog
Exons: 4
Coding region: 249-1829 (526 amino acids)
Biological process (GO): positive regulation of transcription by RNA polymerase II
Molecular function (GO): protein dimerization activity; DNA-binding transcription factor activity, RNA polymerase II-specific; RNA polymerase II cis-regulatory region sequence-specific DNA binding
Source: RefSeq, a predicted model, not a curated record
UUAUUUCCUUCCGGUCGCAAAAACGCAUUUAAUUUCGCGAGUGUUUGUGUGUAUACGUGCCCUCUCUGUGACCAUAUUCCGUAGUUGCAGAGUGGUGAAUCGUCUCUAGUCGGUAAUAUCGGUCACGCGACUCAAAAAUCCCUUACGUUUGCUUCGCACAUUUUGCAAACCGUGCGAACCCGGCCACCCGUGCCAACCCUUUUUUUGUGACCCCCGGUACCGUAAAAGCCGCAAAAAUUUGGGAAAUAAUGGAUCCGACCGGUGGGCGCGAUUCGCGCUACAAUCUGAACUACAGUAUGAGCAUGAUGAGCGAAUCGCCAGAGAUAUACGGUAACCCGAACGUGUCUCUGGCGCGCCCACCGAGUGGUGGUUUGGUCGGGCAAGUGAUGUCCCGCGGUGGGUCCGGCGGAACAGGCUUGAUGAAUACCAACGGUCCACAGUGCGGUAGUGGCGGUGGUGGUGGCGGUGGUGGUGGAGGCGGUGGCGGUGGUGGGUUGUCUCGCGGAAUUAAACGCACCAACUCGGAUUGCUACGACGAUCGGCAACAGAUGGUCGGUUCGCAGAACAUGACCGGUCUCGAUGGAUGUACCGUCGGGUCCGAGGUGGUGGACGACAGCUACACCUCGCUCCAGCCGAAAAAGUCACCACCUAGCAAUGGCAAAAAGACGAAGGGUCGUGUUAAGAUUAAGAUGGAAUAUAUCGACAACAAAUUACGACGGUACACGACGUUUUCUAAGCGUAAAACCGGCAUCAUGAAGAAGGCAUAUGAACUGUCAACGCUGACCGGCACGCAGGUGAUGCUGCUGGUGGCCUCCGAAACCGGUCACGUGUACACAUUUGCGACUCGCAAGCUGCAACCGAUGAUCACGUCGGAGGCGGGCAAGGCGCUCAUCCAGACCUGCCUGAAUUCGCCCGAUCCGCCGACGGGUUCAUCUGGCGACCAGCGUAUGUCCGCGACCGGCUUCGAAGAGACCGAGCUCAGCUACAACAUCGGCGACGAAGACUCCAAAGAUGAUCGGUCACCGAUGUCGUCCGGUAGUGAAUCAGACGAUUAUUCGCCGCCGGAAUCGCCCCCUGCGGGUCCUAGCGUUAAUAUUAGCAAUAAAGGCAAUGCCAGUAGUAGCAAUAAUCAUCAUCAGGCAUGCAGUUUGAGUGAAAAACCCUCAACCAGAAGUGCAGCAUCGCAAAAUUUGGGAGGCACAGUAACAUCCACCAGUGCCGGAGCAACAUCUACGAAUGUGCUGUCUGCUAAUGCGGCAACGAUUAAUGCAAUCCAGCAGCAAAUUCAGCAACAGCAGGAAGCACUCCAACAGCAAAUUCAAAAUCGCCACCAGCAGUUACAGCAGCAGAAACCGCAACCAAAGUCUGGAAAAGCUAAAUCCACUACGGUGAAGAUAAAACAGGAAGCAGCAUCAGUAAUAUCACCGUCAACAUCCGGUGCCGCCGCCCCAACAACAUCAACAAACAUCGCACCGGUAACUACCAGUGCGUCUCAGAUAACGAGCAGCAUUAUCUAUCCGGCCUCUGCACUGAGCACCUUACCACAGGAUAUGCUAAUCAAUCUGCUGCAAUCGGGACAAAUACAACUGCACAGCGAAGGUGGAACACAGCAAUACGUCACCAUACCACUGCCACUAAUGCCUGGUAAAACGACAUCCAAAACAUCAAACUCGUCUAACGGGCAGCAAAAAUCUUCGAGUGCCAACUCGACGUCCUCCACGUCAUCCAAUUCAUCUGUUCCUGUGACUUCAGCGCGAAUCGGAAGUUCGUCUUCAUCGCGACGGAACCAAUCCGCCGUUUCUACCAUUAAGACUGAAGUGCUCGAUUAGCCCAUCACUACGGAACAAAAACCAAUCGCCCAACCACACAUAAAUGCCCAGAAAAAGCACCAAGCCGAUUUGCGUACAGGAAAUAUUAACGUGUGCAAAAUAUUUUGUUUCCAAUUAUUUCAAUUAUCUAUUUUUUUUAUUUUUGAUAAUUGUUUUGGAAUUGAUAAAGUUCAUAUUCAGACAGUCCCUGAGAUACGCUUUACCCAGGAAAAAUCCGCGUAUCUCGUAUUUCAU